Molecule: messenger RNA, 1355 nt
Organism: Nematostella vectensis (starlet sea anemone)
Lineage: Eukaryota; Metazoa; Cnidaria; Anthozoa; Actiniaria; Edwardsiidae
Product: CD2 antigen cytoplasmic tail-binding protein 2
Exons: 1
Coding region: 78-1091 (337 amino acids)
Cellular component (GO): U5 snRNP
Molecular function (GO): protein binding
Source: RefSeq, a predicted model, not a curated record
UUCCUUUUCGAAUUUUUGAAGUCCCCUCCAUUUUUAAGCGAACACGCGUAGUGAGUAUAAAAUUCGACUUUCUCGCUAUGUCAAAACGUAAAGUUCGCUUCCAGGAGAAGGAGAAUGGUGGGGACGCUGAAAUGCAAGUGGAAGACGACUCAAAGCGACGCUUCAAGACGAAGCACUCUUUAGAUAGUGACGAAGAGGAAGAAAACGAGGAAAAAGACGAUGUCUACAACAUUCUGUCCACAGAAGACAUUGAUGGCCAAGAAGAAGCCACUUUAGAUCACGAUGGAGAGAUAAAAAUCACCCCAUUCAAUUUGAAGGAAGAAAUGGAGGAGGGCCACUUUGAUAACGAGGGAAAUUAUCAUUUAAAAAAGGAAAAAGAAAUCCGUGAUGACUGGCUUGAUUCUGUAGAUUGGGUCAAAAUAAAAGAAAUGGAUAAGAAUAAAGAUGAGAAAAUGGAUAGCGGCAAUGACGACCAAUUCGAAGAUGCAGUUGAGGUUGACGUUAUAGGUCACCUGAAGCAGAUGCAAGAAAUCCUUAAACCUGGGGAGACAGUAUUGAAAUGCCUACGCCGUCUUGGCUCAAAACCUGGUGGUGUGAGGAGACCCUCUUUUAAAGCUAAGCGUCAGAAGACUGAAAUCAGUGACCCAGCGGAUGUUAAAGAAAACAAAGAAAAACUUCUAAAACUGACUGAACUUGCAGACACACUGCUACAAGGUGGAGAUUUUGGGAUAUACCAAGAAACUUAUGAAAAGAUAUGCUUCAGAGUGAAACAACUUGGUGAAGAAAAAGCAAGUAAAGAUGAAGAUGAUGAACUAGAAGCUGCUUAUAAGCAUGGAGGUGGGGAGGGGACAUCUACUAGUACCUCUGAGAAAAGUGAAAAACCAACAAUUGAUGAUCAGGUUUAUUGGGAAUAUAAAUGGGAUGAGGCUAGCUCAUCUGAGGUUUAUGGACCAUUCUCAUCCAUAGAUAUGCUUCAUUGGACAAAUGAAGGUCAUUUUAGUGAUGGUGUCUUUGUGCGAAAGGUUUCUGAUGGCAAGGCCGGAGGGCAGUUUUAUAAUUCGAAGAGAAUUGAUUUUGAGCUGUAUACAUAAAACCUUAUGUAAGGUAAAAUCAGUUUGAUUGCAAAUCUGAUUUAUAUACUUAUAUGUGUCCCAAUGUAAAGUUAACCCUUUCUUGACCAUACAAACACUUUAGAAUCGAACUUGUUGCUAGAAAUUCAACCAUUAAUUGGGUCUCGCAAAAGUUGAAGACUAAAUCAGCCUACAUUUGUAAAGUUUUCUGUGUAUAUACUAGCCAAUGCAUAUCAAAGUGUGACGAUGGCAAUAUAUAAUAAUAAAAAGAGAAGUUUCAUGAAA